Molecule: messenger RNA, 4512 nt
Organism: Coprinopsis cinerea okayama7#130
Lineage: Eukaryota; Fungi; Basidiomycota; Agaricomycetes; Agaricales; Psathyrellaceae
Product: ankyrin repeat domain-containing protein 50
Exons: 11
Coding region: 1-4512 (1503 amino acids)
Molecular function (GO): protein binding
Source: RefSeq, a predicted model, not a curated record
AUGGGCCAGUUCUUCGAAACGAUCCCGCCGUGGCUUAUCCCUUGGAUAGAGAGCCAGAAGAUAUUCUGGGUGGCGACUGCGCCGCUGGAUAAGGAGGGACAUGUGAACGUGAGUCCGAAGGGCUGUUUUGGGCGGACGUUGGGUGUUGUUUUGGAGGGGGAUGACCCGCUGGCUGUGGAAGGGUCCGAUAACGAGGGUGGUGGGGGGAAUAGAGGGCAAGGAGAGGAGGAUUGGAGUAAACUGGAGGGUGUGUCGGGUGGGAAGUUUGUUGGUGAGACGAGUGCGAAGAGGCAUUCGAGGGCUGUGUGGUAUGAGGAUUUGACUGGGAGUGGUGUGGAGACUAUCGCGCAUCUGAGAGAGAAUGGACGGAUAACGCUGAUGUUGACUGCGUUUGAGGGGCCGCCGAGGGUUUGUAGGUUGUUUGGUGUUGGCAAAGUAUUUGAAUUCGGAACACCGGAGUAUGAUCGACUUUUACCGCCUCAGAAGCGCCAGCCGGGGUCGAGAGCUGUGAUUUGGAUUGAUGUGCAUCGGGUGGGGACUAGCUGCGGAUACUCGAUCCCGUUCUUCGAAUUUAAAGCUCCGCGCGUGAGGCUGCACAAGUUUGCGCUGAAGAAGGAGCAGGAGGAUGUUGAUUACGCUCGGGCGUGUACGAACGGCAAUGCUGGGGAGGAUGGGGCUCCUGGUGGUGGACCAGAUACCAUCAAUCCAAAUGCGGAUGCAGGUGCUACGACGACGAAUGGGACCGAGAUAGGGAUGACGGAUAAAGGCCUAUUGGCGUACUGGAAGACGCGGAAUGCGACGAGUCAUGAUGGGUUGCCUGGGUUGGACGUGGCGUUUACCGUCCACCCUGGAAGAAUGGGUGAUUGGCAGAACGAUGGGACGUUGGAGGGGGCGAAGUGGGGUGGGUUGGUGGAUGAUGAGAGUGUUAAGAGGGAUGUAAAAGGUGAUGAUGGGGGUAAGGAGGGAAAUGAUAGAUCAGGAGGGAGUAAUGGAGGUCGAGGAACUUUGCAGGAGGUAUGCCGCCAUGCCGAAGCAACUCCAAAUCGUGGGAAUGAUGCCGAGCAGUUCACACUUCACAGCCCUCGCGCUGCUGGAGGAGAUGGAGGGAAGAUGCCAGGAACCUACGACUUUGAGAACGAAAGCCGCUCGAUGUUCGAGAAUGCUCGGAAUGUCAACAUCCACGGUGGGGUCUUCCACCAAGGAGACGUACAUGUGCAAAUCAACAACUAUACCUCCACAAACUCACCAGAAAGUCGACCGGGCGCUGGCAAGACCGUGCUUGCCCGCUACACUGAACCGCUGGCUGUGACCGACAUCGUGAAAUCGCUGAUCAAGCAAUGCAUCGAACGCAACCACGAUCUUGCGAGGGUCGUCGAACCGGUCUACGAGAAACACCAGCUGGAAGGAACAGAACCCUCGAUCGAUGAACUAGUCGACUUGCUCCAGAUGCUGGAGAGCUAUUUUAAUCGGGUUUACUAUGUCAUUGAUGGUGUAGACGAGGCCCAUCUUGAUGUCCGCUUCGACCUCAUCGAGGUUAUCAACAAGCUGCAAGGAAACAUCAUGCUGACAUCCCGACCCCUCGACGAGCUUGGCGCCGACCUCGAAUGCGCCGUCUUUUGCGAGUUGACUGCACAGGACAGCGACAUCCAGUUGCACAUGGAGGAGAAGCUCCAGCGGUACAAACAGUUGGGUCGGGUAUUGGACCAGAGUGACUGCAGGGAGGAGAUAUUACACGACAUCAUUGAGAAAGCGGAAGGAAUGUUCCUUCACGCAUCCCUUCAACUUGAUGCUAUCCAGCACUGUCAUUCCUAUGAAAGCAUACGACAGAAACUAGCAGCAUUUCCAACGGGGAUAACAGGGAUGUAUGCGGCCAGUUUGCGGCGAAUACAGGACCAAGACCCGGAAUCUCGCGAGCUGGCCACGCGAAUCUUACUCUGGCUAACCUUCGCCCGAGGUCCGCUCAUUAUGCGGGAUUUGAGAUACGCAUUGGCAACGGACCCCGAAACCGGCGAGUUCCAUCCUGAACGGAUGCCACCCGAGGAAUCGAUACUUUCGGUGUGCUGUGGGCUGGUUGAACACCACACAAGCAAUAUUGUUCGCCUAAUUCAUUAUACGGCCCAAGAUGCCCUCAUCCCCCUUCUACUUGAAGACCAUCCCCAACCGCACAUCCCAAUCACUAAAGCCUUGAUUCAACGAGUUCUUUCCAGUGGAAUACUCCAGGCAGGGUUUCAAGAGCUCGGUCAACUUCAUGAUGCAUGGGAAGAUGAGCCGCUCCUUCGAUACGCCCAAGAAGAGCUAGGCGCCCAUAUCGAGGAAUGCUCCGCCGAGAUAACCACUGUCGUCGAUGACUUUCUACUGCGAUGCAGCGGAUUCCCUAUGGAUAUUGGGGGCCUAUUUGAUGUUUGUCAACCCCCUCACGUCGCUGCUCACUACGGCCUUGGGUCUUACUUCAAGUCUCUUGCUGACAAUGGCUGCAAUUUGGAUGCGCAGACACAAUUCCUGGACCACACUGCGCUGCAUCUAGUAGCAGAGAGCGGGAAUGAACAAGCUGUAGAGCAGCUGAUUCAGCUAAACGUUGACCCCAAUGUCGCCGGAAUUGGCGGGUGGACACCGCUCAUGCGUGCAGUAUACGAUGGCCACCGGGCUGUUGUGUUCCAGAUCCUCCAAAUACCCGGACUCGAGGUCGAUGCUGCGGAUAGCCAAGGUCGGACGGCGCUGAUGUGGGCAGCUCGUCAAGGCCAUCACGAUAUCAUCUCUCGAUUCUUCCAAAUCCCCGGAAUCAAUGUUCACACCGCUGAUUACUCAGGAAGCACUGCACUCAUGUUGGCAGCGGAGCAAGGCUCCGUCGAUGUUGCCUCUCAACUCCUUCAGGUUCCCGGAAUCGAGGUCAACGCAGCCAAUGACCAAGGAUGGACAGCGCUAAUGGUGGCAGCGUACCAUGGCCACGCCAACGUCGUCUCCCAACUCGCCCAAAUCCCCGGAACCGAGGUCAAUGCGACGGAUAACGAAGGAUGGACGGCGCUGAUGUUGGCAGUGUUCUAUGGUCAUGGCGAUGUCGUCUCUCGACUCCUCCAAGUCCCCGCCAUCGAGGUCAAUGCAGCGGAUCACACAGGAGGGACAGCGCUGAUGAAGGGAGCGCACAAAGGGCAUGUCGACGCCGUCUUUCAACUCCUAGAAAUGCCUGGAAUCGACUUCAAUGCAUCAGAUAACCAAGGAUGGACCGCGCUGAUGCUGGCGGUGUUCCAUGCGCGUGACGAUAUCGUCUCUCGACUUCUCAAAAUCCCGGACAUUGAGGUCAAUGCAGUGGACCAUGCAGGCGCGACGGCGCUGAUGAAGGGAGCACUGCAAGGACAUGGCGAUGUGGUCUCCCAACUCCUCCUGAUCCCAGGUAUCGAGGUCAAUGCAACAAGCAAACAAGGAUGGACGGCGCUCAUGUCAGCGGCGCACGGUGGUCACGCCGAUGUCGUCUCACAACUCGCCCAAAUUCCUGGAAUUGAGGUCGAUGCAGUGGAUAUCGACGGAUGCACCGCGCUGAUGUUGGCAGCACAACAAGGCCGCGGCGAUGUCGUCUCUCGACUCGCCGAACUGUCGGAUAUCAAUACAGCAAAUAACCAAGGCUGGACGGCCCUUAUGUGGGCAGUGGACCGGGGCCGCGACGAUGUGGUCUCUCGACUGCUUCAAAUCCCUGGCAUCGCGGCCAAUGCAUCAAAUAAACAAGGAUGGACAGCGCUGAUGUUGGCAGCAUACCGAGGACACAACGAUGUUGUGUCGCGACUCGCCCAAAUGCCUGGGGUGGAGAUCAAUGCAGCAAAUAACGAAGGAUGGACGGCGCUGAUGGUGGCAGCGCGGGUAGGUCACAACGAUGCGGUCUCGCGGCUACUUCAGAUCCCCGGAAUCGAUGUCAAUGCGACGGAAAGCAAAGGAGGUUCGGCACUGUCGAUAGCGGCGCUCGAAGGCCAUUCCAACGUGGUCGCUCAACUCCUCCAAUUCCCUGGAAUCGAAGUCAAUGCAACGGAUAACAACGGCUGGACAGCGCUGCUGUUAGCAGCACACCCAGGCCAUGACGAUGUAGUCUUCCGACUCCUCCAAAUCCCUGGAAUUGCGGUCAAUGCAAGGGAUAGCAACGGUUGGACAGCACUCAUGUGGUCAGCAUAUAUGGGCCACGUCGAUGUCCUCUCUCGACUGCUAUUACACCCUGACAUCGAUCCCGACGCCCGAAAUCAUCACCACUGGACGCCGCUCACCUUAGCGUCUCAGCGUGGUCACCACGAUAUUGUUCGUCUAUUACUCGAGUGCGAUGGCGUCGACGUCAACGCAGCUGACAGUAUCGGCAACACCUCUUUGAUCAUGGCUUCAUGGUCUGGUCACCGACUCGUUGUGGAGCUACUUAUCCAGUCUCCGGGAAUCGACCUCAAUCUCAAGAACAAAAGACGACUGUCGGCUCUCAAGGCGGCGCAGCAAAUGGGGCAUGAAGAGAUCGUGGCGAAGCUCAUCGAGUUCCAGCAAAAGUAG